AAAGUCUCUGGCCCGUUCGAACAUCAUCGUCGCUUCCCAACCCACUUGCAUGUACUCGUACCUUCCGCUCGCUCCGUACAUACGCCUUUGAUUUUUCCCUUGCUGUUGUUCACCCAUCUUUUGCUUUCUUUCACUCGUUUUCAUCGCCGUAACGUGUUUCGCAUCAGACCCUGUACAGAGGCACCCCUUAUCGCAGGCCACGCCAUCUCUUCGUAUAACCCAUUCGUAGAGCACACGACCGUUGGCAGACUCUUAAACGGCCCUUACGCUCCGCGAUAUUAGCAUCCUACAGCCGCCUGACACCAGGCAGUCACUUGGAUAGAAAUUUCUCGAUUGUCGAUCGACGCCUCCUAUAGCUUGCAGUCAACGACAUUUCUGCAUGUCGCAUACAAUGGCGCGCUCACCGAGCCUUAUCGCUCUAUUGUUCGCUCUCAUCAUGGUCUUCGCGACAGUGAACGCAAACAGCCUGCCAUGGAUGCUGAAGCGUCAAAACUCCCUGGUCGGCACAGGGGCAAGCACAUCGACCACAGCCUCGCCAACAUCUUCCGCCGACGUAUCCACGUCGUCGGUCGCCCCUACCACUUCCUCCUCCGUUGCGCCCGACACGACCUCCUCCGUGCCACCUACCUCGACUAGCGAGCAGCCCGUCACAACAACCUCCCCUACAUCGACAGAGGCUCCUACUACUUCUAGCGAGGCUCCUCCUUCGACAUCGACUUCUGAGGCCGCCCCCACUAGCGAUUCUGCCACCUCAGCCGCCGCUCCAUCCACAUCACAAACCUCCGCCGCCGCCGAGACCACAAGUUCAGCUGCCCCUUCGUCGUCUGUAAACAGUGCAUCUGCCAGCCAGACCAGCGCGGCUGCUUCUUCCUCAGCUGCUGCAUCAGGCUCUUCUGCUGCAUCUUCUCGCUCCUCAUCUGCUUCAGGCACAAAGACAAGCAGCACAAAGUCGUCCAAAUCUUCUUCAUCCGAGGUUAUUGUCAUUGGCUCUGGUUCAGCCGCUACCACUAUCCACCGCUCGACUGUAAGCCAGGCUACCACCAUCACAUCCGCCCUUGUCACUUCAUCGACUGAGCGAUAUACUACCACCGUUGUCACCGUCAUUGGUGGCAGCUCUGUGACAACUGCAAUCCCCACCGAGAGAGUCGUUUCAUCCACUACUGGUUACGCAACCGCUACCGUCUCACCUCAAUUGAAUGAUGGUGGAAGCAGUGGAAGCAGCGGCGGUGGCCUCAGCACAUCCAGCAAGAAGAUCAUCGGAGGUGUCGUCGGUGGUAUUGGUGGUGCUAUCCUCCUCGGCGGUCUUGCUCUUGUAGCAUGGCGCAUGUGGGGACGCCGCCGUGCAAAGGGCCCCAGAAUGGAUGAUGAUGAUAUUAUGGGUCCUCGACCACACGAUGCCCUCAUGACUGAGAAGAAUGAGCCCCCACUUGCUCGCUACCACAACGGCGGCGGUCAGAUCAACACAGCAUCCAACUUCUGAUGAGCUUGUUGAUCUACAACAUUGAUUUUCUUCAAAAUUGCAUGACAAGGGUUUCCUGGGUUUUCAUUUCUUUCUGUCCUUAUUAACACCGACUCUUGGUCUGUCUUGUCUUUAUAAUGAAAGCGAAGCGAGCAAGCGAUUGAUUUUUAUAUUCAACUGAUUUCCCCCUUAAAUACCCUCACUCUCCUUAAGAUGCUCGACUUCGCUGUUUUGAUAUCCACAUGUGUUCUUGCGCUUAUAUACCUUUAGAUACUAUAACCCCUAAAUAUCCUACUUCCUCAAGACACUCUGCACGCCUCAUACUCUAUAGUCCAUGCGCUGCUUACAUCUC
Aureobasidium pullulans EXF-150 is the source of this 1811-nucleotide messenger RNA. RefSeq lists its product as uncharacterized. Bases 392 to 1480 code for a protein of 362 amino acids. Lineage: Eukaryota; Fungi; Ascomycota; Dothideomycetes; Dothideales; Saccotheciaceae. The transcript has a single exon. The record is from RefSeq and is a predicted model, not a curated record.